AGAAGAUACAUCAUGGCCCUCAAAGCAACUAUGGUCACCAAAUCCAUGUUUGCAGCCUUAUUCACAAUUAUCGCGAUGGCUACAUUGGCAUCUGCAGCCUCCGGUUUGGCUCAGUCUCCAGAAUCAGACCACUUGGUUAACAAAUGUAUGGCUAAGUUAUCUUCAAGGUGUGCGAUGUAUGUCACGGAUGCAAUCUGUACUAUUCAUGGUCCGAUGAGACUAAAACAUCAUGGAUGUUGUCUAGAAGUUUUUCACAUGGGACGUGCUUGUCUUAAAAUCGUAACGAAUCAUGUAAUCCAAAUGUUUUUGCCCAAGUUUGAAGGUGUUCGAAAACAAUACUCUCUCGAGAAAAGUACAUAUAUAAUGCAACUUUGUGUUCCGGUUUUAACUAUAUCUUGAAUAUUAAGUUUUUCUUUUUUUUUCAUGCAUGGAGAUUUAAAAUAAAUCCAAAUUAAAACUUUCGAGUUAUGUUGGUAGAUUUUUCUUAUACAAUUUUUUU
Messenger RNA from Arabidopsis thaliana (thale cress), 499 nucleotides. Its product is annotated as prolamin-like protein. Gene Ontology annotation, cellular component: extracellular region. The record is from RefSeq and is marked reviewed. Bases 13 to 399 code for a protein of 128 amino acids. The transcript has a single exon. NCBI's taxonomy places the organism in Eukaryota, Viridiplantae, Streptophyta, Magnoliopsida, Brassicales, Brassicaceae.